UCUGUGAAAAAUUGACACCUCCUUUUCUGAUUCUAACACUGAAAUUAAUCUGUUUAGGCGUUGCCUUUAUUUAUCUGACAAAUAAUUGUUUUAAAAAUCCUAAUAGGUUGAAGAUUAGUUUAAUUCAACCUUGCUAUUUCGCUUGGAGAAGCAUGAUUAUUGUGUCAGUCGGAAGGUGAAUUCAUAUGUAAAUGUAAUCACUGUUUACAUUUUUUAAUUCGUGUUGCACUCAUCUGCUGUUGAUCAUUUUUCCUUCAUCUUGUAUUUUACUCCCUCUUUAUUCUGUGUAAAUUGUCUGCGAUGAAUUACUCUUCAAAUUACUCAGCGAUUUGUUUUGCUCUCUGGCCAAGUUUGAGUCUACAUCAAUGAUCACUGAUCUAUCGGUUUAUGCUUAUGACUGGUUUAAUCGACUUUCCAACAUGCAACAAUUACCUCUUUUUCAACGGCAGACACUUUCGCAAACACGAUGGCUUUCUCCAUUAAAAUUUAACUCUCGAACCAAACAUUUGCUUCACUGUUGCCUUCUAUUCACCUUAAUCAUUAUAUUCAUUUUUCAAUUGAUCUACUCUACCGACCAGGAGGCCAAAAAGUUUGAUCCCAUUGCUAAAUAUGGAGUUUUUGCCUGCACAAUUCUUUAUUUGUUGAGAUUUUUGGCUCUUCUCGCUCUUCCACAGUGUCUAUGUAAUUUUCUUGGCUUAACCAUCUACAACACCUUUCCAAAGAAAGUUAAAUUAAAGGGCAGCCCAUUGUUAGCUCCUUUUAUUUCUUUCCGAACUGUAACCAGAGGAGAUUAUCCUGAUUUGGUCAAAUCCAAUGUUCAACAAAAUUUAUCAACUUGCUUGGCAGUUGGUGUUGAAAAUUUUAUCUUUGAAGUGGUCACCGAUAGACCUGUUAAUCUGGAAAAACAUCCUAGAAUCAGAGAAAUUGUUGUACCUCUUGAUUACAAAACUAAAACGGGUGCUCUGUACAAGGCUCGAGCACUUCAAUAUUGUUUGGAAGAUGAUGUUAAUAUUCUUGGAGAGGAAGAUUACAUUGUUCAUCUUGACGAAGAAACUUUAGUAUCUGAAAACUCUGUUCGUGGCGUAUUGAAUUUUACCAUGAGAGGAAAACAUGAAUUUGGUCAAGGUUUAAUCACUUAUGCUAAUGGAUCUAUUGUAAAUUGGUUCACAACUUUAGCAGACUCUUUCAGAGUUGCUGAGGAUAUGGGCAAGCUUAGAUUUCAAUUCUACAUGUUUCAUCGUCCUUUAUUCAGCUGGAAAGGUUCUUAUGUCGUUACCAAGUACAAAGCAGAAAAGGCCGUUUCAUUUGACCAUGGAUUAGAUGGAUCGGUUGCUGAAGACUGUUACUUCUCAAUGAUAGCAUAUAAAAAAGGUUAUACCUUUGAUUUCAUUGAAGGAGAAAUGUGGGAAAAGUCACCAUUCUCCAUAUCUGAUUUCAUUCAACAAAGAAAAAGAUGGUUACAAGGAAUCUUUCUGGUUGUUCAUUCACCUAAAAUACCUUUUCAAAAUAAGCUGUUUCUAACCAUGUCUCUCUAUGCAUGGAUGACCAUUCCUUUAAGCACGUCCAACAUUGUUUUAGCAUGGUUAUGCCCACUACCAACUGACGAUUUCGUCUUUUUCAAUACUCUAGUCGCUUUUGUGGGUGCCGUUAACGUUUACAUGUACAUCUUUGGUGUUAUCAAAUCUUUUAGUUUGAUGCGUUUAGGAUAUUCUAAGUUUAUCUUCUGCUUAAUUGGUGCCCUUUGUGCCAUUCCAUUCAACAUUGUUAUUGAAAAUAUUGCUGUUAUUUGGGGAUUUUUUGGUAACAAGCAUAAAUUUUACGUGGUUCAGAAGCAAGUUGAAACGCUUUAAAGUAACAUUCAUCAUAUCACCCCGUGCAUCAUCAUUAACGUGAAUCAUCGCCGAAGAUUUCAUGGAUUGUUAUAUUAUCCAUUCAUCUAUCAAACAAUUGGGCCAUUGAGCUUAAAUGAGUCAUUCUGCUAUCAAUCGUAUGAAGUUCGAGAAUUUUUCUGAGAAUCGGUGAAUUUAAUUGUUCUGUUACUAGUCAAACAAGUAAACAGUCGAACUUGCAGCCUCCUGUUGAAAGUUUUACGACUUUAACAAAAAGAUUAUCUAAUCAAUGAGUUCUCUUUGAGUCAACCAUUGUAUUGUUUCAAAGAUUAUUUCUUAGCUGAUUCAUAACAUGUAAAUUUAUCUCGAAUCAAUGAAGAGUUUUAAUCUUAUCAAAAAUCAAAAUAAUCUAUAACCCGAAAAUGGAAUCUAAAACUCAUUUUGGUUCUGGCAAAUGACCCGAUUCUGUGUAAAAAAUUAGCAUAACUUAACUUAAGAUAACCAGAAGUAAAUGGAACGACAUAGCGACAUAAUUCUACUUCAAAUUUCGUCUUUAAAAGCCAAUCCAGCGUCAA
Molecule: messenger RNA, 2404 nt
Organism: Tetranychus urticae (two-spotted spider mite)
Lineage: Eukaryota; Metazoa; Arthropoda; Arachnida; Trombidiformes; Tetranychidae
Gene: egh
Product: beta-1,4-mannosyltransferase egh
Cellular component (GO): cytoplasm
Molecular function (GO): beta-1,4-mannosyltransferase activity
Source: RefSeq, a predicted model, not a curated record